AUGAAUGGAACUCAUCUUUUGAGAUUAGCAAGUAGCUUGGGAGAAAGUGAUUCACGCACACAUUUAUUGACUCUAAGGUUGAUAACGCUUGUUAUCGUAGUAGCUUUGUUAACUUUGCACGUAAAAUCUAUGAAGGUUUUCCGCUGGGAGCAAUCGGUAAGCGGUGGCUUACUCGUGACUUAUGCCAUUGCGGUUCUUGGUCUUGCGUUAUGUGCUGGUGCUAACCAUUGCGGUAGUCGAUCUUUACAGUCGUAUUUGGCCGGUAUGGGUGCUUUCUUUAUGACCAUAAAUGGUGCAGUGAUUUGGCAGAGAUGGACAAAAGCGGGGGAGUUGACGCUGGUCGUAGCUGAACUGCUGUCGUCGCUGGGUAUACGGCUGAAGCGACAAGUUAUUGCUAAAGUUGUUUUAAGUGCUGCAGCUGCUGUCGCGCUUUUAAUCGACCUUAUCGCAACACCCUUUCUGUUACCGAAAUAG
Melitaea cinxia (Glanville fritillary) is the source of this 474-nucleotide messenger RNA. RefSeq lists its product as uncharacterized. The record is from RefSeq and is a predicted model, not a curated record. Lineage: Eukaryota; Metazoa; Arthropoda; Insecta; Lepidoptera; Nymphalidae. The coding region runs from base 1 to 474 and encodes 157 amino acids. The transcript is spliced from 2 exons.